CAUAUAUGAAGGGGAGCUAGCGUGCUAAGCUAGCUAGCUCGCUUAGCUAAAGUGCUUCAGUGCGGGGUUUUUUUUCUCUUCUUUUUGAGGCAUUCGUCGAGGCUCCGAGGACAGCGGCGCCUGAGCGGAGAGUCAAAAGAAUUUGAAAUUUCAAAGCGCCGUGGAGUCGGUGAGUUGACGGGCGGCCAUUUUGCUGCUCAGUAUGAAGCGUCUCCAAUGGCCAGCCCGCGGCAGCUGCGUGUGAGCGCUCUGACUGGCUGGGCCCCUGCGAGAGGGAUGCGUUCAAGGCGCCUCUCGACCUUCAUCAACUUUUGACAGUCGAACUCAUCACCACUUGACCUGCCAGCAGGCCAUCAAUCAUCCCAAAUACACUUAUUUUUUUUAUAAAUAUAUAUAUAUUUUUUUUUUUAAGUAGCCACUGAAGUCAUUAACGGAAGAAGAAGAAGAGGAAAAAAACCAGUCAGCACUUGGCUGCAAAUUUGCUGAUCCACAAGCGCUGGUCAUAACUUUCUCUCCUUGGAUAGCAUGGGUCCGAAGAAGAGAGGUGCAAGGAAAAGGAAGGGCGAAGAGGCUCUGGAAGGAGAGGAGGAGGAAGAGGAAACCGAGGAGAAGGAGGCCGAUCAGAGAGCAGACAGGAGGAGGAAGGGCAGAGGAACUAAGAAAUACAUUGGCGCUCAUGUUGGAAUUCAAGGUGGGAUUUGGAAAGCGGUGGAGUCCUGCGCGGAGAUGGGAGGCAGCAGUUUCGCCCUGUUUCUGGGCUCCCAGCGGUCAUGGAAGAGGCCCCCACUGGACCAGACAGCAGCAGCCAGGUUCCGGGAGCAACGUUCCCUUCAUGGGUUUGAUCCAGCUCACAUCUUGCCUCAUGGGUCCUACCUGAUGAACUGUGGGUCUCCGAAAGAGGAUGUGUUCGAGAAGAGCCAGGCCCUGCUGGUGGAGGAGCUCAGCCGCUGCAGCCUACUGGGCCUCAACCUCUACAACUUCCACCCUGGCUCCUCGCUGGGCUCCAUCACCACUGAGCAGUGUGUGGACAAGAUCGCCGGCUCCAUUAACCACGCUCACCGGCAAACACCGGCUGUGGUUACAGUGUUGGAGAACAUGAGCGGUCAGGGCAGCACAGUGGGCGGUAAGUUCUCUGAGCUGAAGAGCAUCAUAGACAAAGUGAGAGACCAGACCAGAGUUGGAGUGUGUCUUGACACCUGCCAUGCCUUCGCAGCAGGAUAUGACCUGGCUGCAGAGGGAGGAGUGAGUGCCAUGCUCAAUGAGUUUGACCAGGAAGUGGGACUCCACUAUCUCAAAGCCAUCCACCUCAAUGACUCCAAAGGUCCAGACACAGAUAAGCAGAUGAUGUUUUGUGCUCUAGGAACUUUCUGGAAUUUUUUGUUUGGUACACUGGGCUGCCACCUCGACCGCCAUGAAGAUGUCGGCAAAGGUCACAUUGGACUCCCUGCUUUCCGAGACAUUGUCAAUGAGCCCAGGCUUGACAACAUCCCUCUGAUACUGGAGACACCUGGGCGGCCUGGAUUCGAGUUUGCUGAGCAGAUUGAAUUUCUCUAUUCCCUCUGUGAGAAAAAAUAGGAAAUGCACUUGCGGAUGAGUUAACACAGCUCAAGUGAGCCACAGCACGUGUCUGAUAAGAGAAUUGAAGUGUUUGUGGGGGACCAAAGUGGACGAGUGGCAGAGGCCGUUCCCCUUAAACACACUCAGAAGUUGCUUUUUUUUUUGUUUAUCACAAUUUGAAAUGUUUCAACAUGAAGUGUUUCUUGUUUCUGAGUGAACCCACAUUCAAUAAAUGUGUUGAAAUAA
Scophthalmus maximus (turbot) is the source of this 1803-nucleotide messenger RNA. Its product is annotated as probable endonuclease 4. Gene Ontology annotation, cellular component: nucleus; mitochondrion. Gene Ontology annotation, biological process: base-excision repair. The transcript has 8 exons. Gene Ontology annotation, molecular function: DNA binding; zinc ion binding; DNA-(apurinic or apyrimidinic site) endonuclease activity. NCBI's taxonomy places the organism in Eukaryota, Metazoa, Chordata, Actinopteri, Pleuronectiformes, Scophthalmidae. Bases 526 to 1575 code for a protein of 349 amino acids. The record is from RefSeq and is a predicted model, not a curated record.